CUCAUCUAGGCGGGGCGCCUUUUCAAAAUCCGGAAGUGCAUCGGCCACGUGAUGCGAAUCAGCGUCACGAGGUAAUAGUCAGGUGCUUUCGGAGUGCCUUCUGCUCUAUUGAAUCAGUUACUGUGCGUACGGUUCAGCGUGAAUUCGCAUUUGUUUGACCCGGCCUCAACUCGACUUCCAGGAUGAUGAGAGGCACGGGAAAGCCGAGCAAUAUGGUCCGCGUGUCAUUCUUCGCACUGUUCGCUGUCUGUCAGCUUGCCUUCGCCUGCGCCUGCACGCCCGCUGUGAUCUGGUCGCACAAUUCAUCCGAUAUCGAUGCGAUGUACAGAACGGUACCGUCGAGUCCGUUGCAGAAGCUGACUCCCGACGAGUUCGAAAGGAGCCUGUUGCAGUUGAACGUUACCGAGCCAGUGAUCGUCGUUGAGGAGCUGUGUGUCGAGGAUCUGUGGAAUAACAAGGUGCUGUCAAAUGCCACUAAUGGUUCCAAAAUAUUUUAUUUCCCAUGUGUCGAUUCGCCCAACGAGGUCUUUCAAAAGAUAUAUAAAAAAAUAAUAUCAGGGAAUGUUAAUGAGUUCAACAUGAUCUUCAAGGACAUCGAUUUGAGCGGAUGCAUAGCACUUACUGGAAAACAGUGUCGUUACAGCACUGAGCGAAUAAAGAGAGAAGCGCUUGCGGACAAUUCUACUUCAGAAUUCAAGAUAAAAACAGACAAUGUUCUGUUGUAUUCCGCUCAACCAUUGAUACUCAAGAUAUCUGACAAGCCAGAAGUGCAGCUUGUUCAAUCUAAAGUCAGCGGAAUGUCGUCUCGUAAGAGCAAUGAGAGCACGGUGAUCUUAACUAUCAAGCUCACCGAUCAGACCAUCAACAAUCUAACACUCGAGUUUUUCUUCGAGGUCAAAAGCGCCGGCUACUACACGUUGAACAAAGUGACGACCAAUGGAGUUGAUCUAUUCACCAAGCGAGACAUUUCUUUUCCGUUCGGUUUCUCUUAUCAUUGCUCGCCGAAAACUACUUUCACGGACGGUACUACAUUCUUAAGUAUCACGGAUAUGCAAGUACAGGUCGAUCACAAAGAUGCGACGUUUAGCGACGCGUACGACUGCGUUGGUUUUACCAGUAUACCAAUUUGGACGGGGAUAUUCGUGACGAUAAUACUGGGCUUGAUCAUGAUAUGGGCGCUCACCAUGAUCAUGGAUAUCCGCACGAUGGACAGAUUCGAUGAUCCUAAGGGGAAAACCAUCACGAUUUCCAGCGCGGAGUAGAAUAAAAA
Molecule: messenger RNA, 1270 nt
Organism: Acromyrmex echinatior (Panamanian leafcutter ant)
Lineage: Eukaryota; Metazoa; Arthropoda; Insecta; Hymenoptera; Formicidae
Product: V-type proton ATPase subunit S1
Cellular component (GO): proton-transporting V-type ATPase complex
Molecular function (GO): ATPase activator activity
Source: RefSeq, a predicted model, not a curated record